AUGAAGGCGGAAGAUGUGGUGAUGACGAGACCAAGGGUAUCUGUGUGGCUGAGGGAGCCUGAGGGCAAAGUCAUGGGGGAGGUGUUGGGGGAUGUCAAAAUCUUCUGGACCGGUAACAACAGAGACAACGAUGACAACAAUGACAACGACAACCACAACGGCAUCAACGACAACAGCAACGACAACCACAACGGCAUCAACGAUGACAACUACAAUGACAACAGCAACAUCAACAACGACAACCACAACGGCAUCAACGACAACAACAACGACAACUACAACGGCAUCAACGACGACAACUACAAUGACAACAGCAACAUCAACAACGACAACUACAACGACAACCACAACGGCAUCAAUGACAACAACAACGACAACUACAACGGCAUCAACAACGACAACUACAACGACAACUACAAUGACAUCAAACGACAACAACAACAAUGACAACGACAACCACAACGGCAUCAACGACAACAGCAACGACAACUACAACGGCAUCAACAACGAAAUCAACAACGACAACAACAACAAUGACAACGACAACCACAACACAACGACAACUACAACGGCAUCAACAACGACAAUCACAACGACAACUACAAUGACAUCAACAACGACAACCACAACGGCAUCAACGACAACAACAACGACAACUACAACGACAACUACAACGACAUCAACAACGACAACCACAACGACAACUACAAUGACAUCAACAACGACAACCACAACGGCAUCAACGACAACAACAACGACAACUACAACGACAACUACAACGACAUCAACAACGACAACCACAACGGCAUCAACGACAACUACAACGACAACAACAACGGCAUCAACGACAACAACAACGACAACUACAACGGCAUCAACGACAACAACUACAAUGACAACAGCAACAUCAACAACGACAACUACAACGACAUCAACAACGACAACUACAACGACAACCACAACGGCAUCAACGACAACAACAACGACAACUACAACGGCAUCAACGACAACAACUACAAUGACAACAAACAUCAACAACAACAACUACAACGACAACUACAAUGGCAUCAACGACAACAGCAACGACAACUCAUCAACAACGACAACUACAACGGCAUCAACGACAACAACAACAACAACUGCAACGGCAUCAACAACGACAACCACAACGACAUCAACAACGACAACUACAACGACAUCAACAACGACAACUACAAUGACAACAGCAACAUCAACAACGACAACUACAACGACAACCACAACGGCAUCAAUGACAACAACAACGACAACUACAACGGCAUCAACAACGACAACCACAACGACAACUACAAUGACAUCAACAACGACAACCACAACGGCAUCAACGACAACUACAACGACAUCAACAACGACAACAACAACAAUGACAAUGACAACCACAACGGCAUCAACGACAACAGCAACGACAACUACAACGGCAUCAACAACGACAACCACAACGACAACUACAAUGACAUCAACAACGACAACCACAACGGCAUCAACGACAACAACAACGACAACUACAACGACAACUACAACGGCAUCAACGAUGACAACUACAACGACAUCAACGACAACAACAACAACAAUUACAAUGACAUCAACAACGACAACUACAACGACAUCAACAACGACAACUACAACGACAACUACAACGACAUCAACAACAACAACUAUAAUGACAUCAACAACGACAACUACAACGACAUCAACAACAACUACAACGACAACCACAACGGCAUCAACGACAACAACAACGACAACUACAACGGCAUCAACGAUGACAACUACAAUGACAUCAACAACGACAACUACAACGACAACCACAACGGCAUCAACGACAACCACAACGACAACAACAACAACAACUACAACGAUGACAAUGAUGACAACUACAACAACAUCAAUGACAUCAACAACGACAACUACAACGACAUCAGCAACGACAACCACAACGGCAUCAACGAUGACAACCACAACGGCAUCAACGACGACAACUACAAUGACAACAUCAACAUCAACAACAACAACUACAACGACAUCAGCAACGACAACUACAACGACAACAACAACAACUACAAGGACAACAGCAACAUCAACAACGACAACCACAACAGCAUCAACGACAACAACAACAAUUACAACGACAAUGACAACAGCAACAUCAACAACAAUGACAAUGAUGACAACCACAACGGCAUCAACGACAACAGCAACAACAACUACAACGGCAUCAACAACGACAACCACAACGACAACUACAAUGACAUCAACAACGACAACCACAACGGCAUCAACGACAACUACAACGACAACCACAACGGCAUCAACGACGACAACAACAACAACUACAAUGACAUCAACAACGACAACUACAACGACAUCAACAACGACAACUACAACGACAACUACAACGACAUCAACAACGACAACCACAACCAACGACAACUACAACGACAACCACAACGGCAUCAACGACGACAACAACAACAACUACAACGACAUCAACAACGACAACUACAACGACAUCAACAACAACAACAACUACAACGGCAUCAACAACUACAACGGCAUCAACAACGACAACUACAACGACAACUACAAUGA
This is a messenger RNA of Trichosurus vulpecula (common brushtail), 2628 nucleotides long. RefSeq names its product probable cyclin-dependent serine/threonine-protein kinase DDB_G0292550. NCBI's taxonomy places the organism in Eukaryota, Metazoa, Chordata, Mammalia, Diprotodontia, Phalangeridae. The record is from RefSeq and is a predicted model, not a curated record. The transcript is spliced from 9 exons.